ACGAGGCGGAAGUUUGGGCAGAAGGUGCAGGAAUUUGCGUUCGAACGCGCUCGUAGAUUGCGUCAAAUUUCACCACGCCUGCCCAUCCGUGCCCUAGCAAGGCAUCCGCUGCACGCUCCCCACGGGACGCUCGAUUAUGGCCGGCAAAAAAACAGAUCGACCCUACUUUACGAUGUCGGGCGGCAGCUGUAACGUGAACCAGGGUGCAAGCAGUGCAGCGCCUGAUUUGGACUUUGGCAGGACGGGCGACGACGGCCGGGAAAGAAACAGCUCGACCCUACUUGACGAUGUCGGGCGGCAGCUGCAACAUCGCCGAGGGUACAAGUAGUGCAGCCACUGAUCUGGACCAAAGCGGAUUGCGUGAAGUAUGACCGCCCCUGCGCUGUACUGUCCUGGGAAAUAAGUGGUUGCACUGACCGUACGGGACGGGUGACAAUGGCCGGGAAAGACACAGCUGGACCCCACUUUACGACGUCGAGUGGCAGUUGCAGCGUGGACCUGGGUACAAGCAGUGCAACCACUGAUCUAAACCAUGGCAGGAAGUCACCGCCUCCGCGGUCCGUGCGGGACGAGGCGACUGUGGCCGGGGAAGAAACAGCUCGACCCUACUUUACGAUUUCGAGCGGCCACUGCAACUUGGCCCAUGGUACAAGCAGUGCACCCUCUGAUCUGGACAAAAGCAGAUUUCCCGAAGAAACCAGAGAAGCAGCGUGGCAGCAGCGAGAGAACCAGGCGGCCAACAGAAUCCAAGAGUGCAGCGUUUGCCGGUUCGUUUUCACCGACACGAAAGCCUUCCAAAAGCAUGCCGCUGACCACUUGCUUGGGAAAAACUACUGCUACGAGUGCGGCAAACUGUUCAUGAAGCCUUGGGACGUCAAGAGGCAUUUACGUACGCACGGCGAACCAUCCUUUGAGUGCAGCGUGUGCGGCCAAAAAUUUUAUAGCGUAGAUGCGCGCAAGUACCAUAUGCUUUCAUGCCACGUAGGCGUAGAGGACUGAGAAGCCGUCGAAGGGCCUCCUUAAGACGGCAGCACACACCACGAAAUUGGUCGAGCACGUCGUGAAGCACCGUUGCACCUGACGCUGGCAUCGGCUUCGGUGAAGCCGAAUAUUUUCCCGGGAGGACUGACUUGUCUGGUUGUCACCGCGACACCCAGAUGUGUCGUGGGUCUGAGCCUCAACUGUUCCAGCUCUGCGCUAACUUCUUGACAAACAGAAGUGGGCUAAUCUUAUCCCUUCUGACUACGGCUGAAGAAUGCCUGCGAAUAAAUUUCUUACAGUGGUUAUCUCGAGGAAUACUGUGCCCCAGCUCUGUGGUUUUCUUCGAAGAACGCACCCGUUUUUCGCAAUCCACCAGCCAUGGUUAAUAUAAAUUUCUAUGCCUCGCGGAUUGAACAAAAUAGCGAGAUAUAGUAGUGAGGAGAUUUAUAGUAGAGGUUUAAAGUGUAAAGGAACCACGACUUCAGACUGCACGCGAUGAAGGAGUGGAUAGGACGAGCGCUGCUAGGUAUAGUACUUAAUAGUGAAGUUGAGGCCUCAUAUUCUCGAGCCUUGCUGGUAACGUUAUCAGUAGAUUUAGCACCCUGCAUUGCACAAACAAAACUGU
Dermacentor andersoni is the source of this 1606-nucleotide messenger RNA. RefSeq lists its product as uncharacterized. Lineage: Eukaryota; Metazoa; Arthropoda; Arachnida; Ixodida; Ixodidae. The record is from RefSeq and is a predicted model, not a curated record. Gene Ontology annotation, biological process: regulation of DNA-templated transcription. Gene Ontology annotation, molecular function: RNA polymerase II cis-regulatory region sequence-specific DNA binding; DNA-binding transcription factor activity, RNA polymerase II-specific.